GCACCGGAAACCCGAAAAUCUCCCCCAAACCGCACACGUGUAACGAAAUCAGCACGCGCCCAGUAACCCAAAUAAACCAAUAGCAGACCCCAUCCAUCAUCAUCUGCAGCCUCCUCCCCUUUCCUUUGACACCCCAUUAACAAAUAAACAAAUUUGCAGUAGCUUUUCUUGACCUGGGCGAGACCUGAGAUCACCAAAGCAACCGAGCAAAAUCCCUUUGAGUUCCGAAAUAUGUGGAGAAGGCUACUCACUUCACAGUUCAAAUCUCUAUCCGCACUUCCAUGCCGAGCCGUUUCUAAAACGGCGCCUCUUCCAUUCAAAUCUCACAUUUCUCCUUCCUCUUCUGCUUCUCUCCUCAUUCGACGUUUCUCCGCCGAGUCAGCGGAUACUUCUGUGAAGAAAAGAGUUGAGGAUGUAAUGCCUAUUGCUACUGGUCACGAGCGCGAGGAGCUUGAGUCCGAGCUCCAGGGAAAGAAAAUCCUUGAAGAUGUGAACAAUCCUGUAGGUUCCUUUGGCACAAAGGAUGCUCCUGCUGUUGUCAAGUCCUAUUAUGACAAGAGAAUAGUUGGCUGCCCAGGAGGUGAAGGCGAGGAGGAGCAUGAUGUGGUCUGGUUCUGGCUGGAGAAAGGCAAGCCACACGAGUGCCCAGUUUGCUCGCAGUAUUUUGUGCUGGAAGUUGUGGGACCUGGAGGACCUCCAGACGGACACGGCGACGAUGAUCAUCACUAACUCCAGCUUUCAGGUUUUUCCUGUUGGAAUAAAAUUGCAGAAGAUGAUGGAUUGAUGUUUCAUAUACAGUGCACCUUCUUUGGGCAAAGUGGUACUUUAAGACUGAUACACAAGCAUGAGAUCUACUUAGUUAACUUGAAAUGCAUCGGCGAAUAAAUAAAUAGAUCUAUGUCCAUCAUUUUCCA
Molecule: messenger RNA, 914 nt
Organism: Hibiscus syriacus
Lineage: Eukaryota; Viridiplantae; Streptophyta; Magnoliopsida; Malvales; Malvaceae
Product: cytochrome c oxidase subunit 5b-2, mitochondrial-like
Exons: 6
Coding region: 232-729 (165 amino acids)
Biological process (GO): mitochondrial electron transport, cytochrome c to oxygen
Cellular component (GO): mitochondrial envelope
Source: RefSeq, a predicted model, not a curated record